AACUAUGAAGUAGAUUUGUGGACCAUUGAACUACCAGUUUAUAUCGCCGCUUUCACUUGGGUCAAAUAAAAACACUUAGAACAAAGAAAGAUUAACGUAAUCACAUGAACAAUGUUCACAACAAACUCUUCAUCAUAUUUUCAUAAUCAUCACCAUCAGUUUUUGUUUGUGUUUCUGAUUCUUUGUUGCAUUUUUUCUCUUCCAAAUUCAUCUGUCCUUGCAACAGCACCACCAGUAGGCUAUGGCUACUUUGUUCAAUCUGUCACCGUUGACUCCGCCGUCAAGUCAUCAUUGACCGCCCAUCUUGGUCUCAUCAAGGAGUCUUCUGUUUAUGGAGCUGAUAUUCGGAGUCUCAAUCUUCUUGCCAGUUUUGAGACCAAAGAGCGUUUGAGAGUUAGAAUAACAGAUUCCAAAUCCAAAAGAUGGGAAAUCCCAGAAGAAAUCAUUCCCCGCCAAUCUUAUUUUUCUCACCGGUUACUGCCAGAAAACGCCACAAACUCGCCGGUAAUCAAGCUGGAAAACCUCAUAUUAGCAGAUCCCACUUCAGAUUUAGUCUUCACCCUCAAGAACACCACCCCAUUUGGCUUUGCCGUGUGGCGGCGGUCCUCUGGGGAAAUCCUCUUUGACACCUCCCCCAACCCUGCAAAUCCAGACACUUUCUUGGUGUUUAAGGAUCAAUACAUUCAAUUUUCAUCCGCUUUGCCAAAGGAAAGGGCUUCCCUUUAUGGACUUGGAGAGCACACAAAGAGGUCCUUCAAGUUGACCCCUGAUGAGAUCUUAACUUUGUGGAAUUCGGAUACGGGGUCCGCGAAUCUUGAUGUCAACCUGUAUGGUUCUCACCCUUUUUACAUUGACGUGAGAUCCCCAAAAGGGACAACUCAUGGAGUUUUGCUCUUUAAUAGCAAUGGCAUGGAUAUCAUCUAUACUGGUGAUCGGAUAACUUAUAAGGUUAUUGGAGGUAUCAUUGAUUUGUAUUUCUUUGCUGGACCCUUGCCGGACACUGUCAUACAGCAGUAUACAGAGUUGAUUGGCCGGCCUACCCCCAUGCCAUAUUGGUCCUUCGGAUUUCAUCAGUGUCGAUAUGGUUACAAAAACGUGUCUGAUGUUGAAUCUGUGGUUGCUGGCUAUGCGAAAGCUCGUAUUCCUCUUGAAGUUAUGUGGACAGAUAUCGAUUACAUGGAUGCAUAUAAAGAUUUCACUCUUGAUCCCAUCAACUUCCCAGUGGAGCCAAUGAAAAAAUUUGUUGAUACACUUCACCAAAAUGGUCAAAGAUAUGUGCUCAUCCUGGAUCCUGGUAUCAGUGUGAAUAAGACCUAUAGAACCUUCAUCAGAGGGAUGGAAGCUGACAUCUUUAUAAAACGUGAUGGUGUUCCUUAUCUAGGCAGCGUUUGGCCUGGACCGGUCUACUUUCCUGACUUUGUAAAUCCAGCUGCUGAAACCUUUUGGGAAGGAGAGAUCAAACUAUUUCGAGAUGUUCUCCCAAUGGAUGGUCUUUGGCUUGACAUGAAUGAGAUUUCUAAUUUCAUCACCUCCCCCCCAACCCCAUCUUCUACCCUCGACGAUCCUCCCUACAAGAUAAACAACAAUGGAAGAAGGCGACCAAUUAAUAAUAACACUGUUCCGGCAACAGCACUGCAUUUUGGUAACAUUACAGAAUAUAAUUCUCAUAACCUCUAUGGGCUCCUAGAGGCAAAAGCUACUCGUUCUGCCUUGAUCAAUGUUAUCAGAAAAAGACCAUUUAUACUGUCUAGAUCAACUUUUGUGAGCUCUGGAAAGUACACAGCGCAUUGGACUGGAGAUAACGCUGCCACAUGGAAUGAUUUGGCAUACUCAAUUCCAACCAUGUUGAAUUUUGGACUCUUUGGAAUUCCCAUGGUUGGAGCUGAUAUCUGUGGAUUUUCUAAAGAUACAACUGAAGAACUCUGUCGACGAUGGAUUCAGCUAGGCGCCUUUUACCCAUUUGCGAGAGAUCACUCUGAUAAGUUUACAAGGCGUCAGGAACUCUAUCUUUGGGAUUCAGUUGCUGCAACAGCAAGGAAAGUGCUUGGACUCCGAUAUCGGCUCCUCCCUUACUUCUACACGUUAAUGUAUGAGGCACAUACAAAAGGAACCCCCAUUACAAGACCUCUGUUCUUUUCUUUCCCUCAAGAUACCAAAACUUAUGGAAUCAAUGCACAGUUUCUGAUUGGCAAAGGCAUCAUGGUAUCUCCAGUAUUAAAGCCAGCUGCAAUUUCUGUUGAUGCAUACUUCCCAAAAGGAAAUUGGUUUGAUCUAUUUAACUACUCAAACUCAGUUAGUUCAACUUCAGGAACACAAGUGACACUUACUGCGCCAUCUGAUCACAUAAAUGUGCAUGUUCGAGAAGGUAAUAUUUUGGCUUUGCAAGGAGAGGCCAUGACAACUACAGCAGCCCGCAAAACACCAUUCAAACUCUUAGUGAUUAUCAGCAGGAAGGAAAAUAGCACUGGGGAAGUUUUCUUGGAUGAUGGUGAAGAGGUGGGCAUGGGAAAAGAGGGGGGUAAGUGGACUUUGGUGAGAUUUUAUGGCGAAAUAGUGAAGAACAAUCUCACCAUUGGAUCAGAAGUUCUAAACAGCGAUUUUGCUUUGAGCCAGAAAUGGAUCAUAAACAAAGUGACUGUCAUAGGAGUAAAAAAGGUUCGCAGACUGAAGAAUUAUGAAGUCAAGAUCACCAAAGGAACAAAGUUUAUUGCAAAUGCGGUCGCUAAGGCAAGUAGAAACAAUAAUCCCCAUUUUCUUACUUUAGAAAUCCCAGAUCUUUCACUACCAAUAGGUAAAGAUUUCAAGCUGGAAUUGAAACUAUGACAUCAAAUAAAAUGCAACAACGUAAUGCAGAUUCCAAAUAGAUCUUAGUAAGGAUUGUGAAUCCUUCUGACUAUUGUAACUGAUUUUCAGUGAAGACUUUAUAUGAAUAUUUCAUCUGUACCAAA
Molecule: messenger RNA, 2948 nt
Organism: Mangifera indica (mango)
Lineage: Eukaryota; Viridiplantae; Streptophyta; Magnoliopsida; Sapindales; Anacardiaceae
Product: alpha-glucosidase-like
Exons: 5
Coding region: 112-2823 (903 amino acids)
Biological process (GO): carbohydrate metabolic process
Molecular function (GO): carbohydrate binding; hydrolase activity, hydrolyzing O-glycosyl compounds
Source: RefSeq, a predicted model, not a curated record